Molecule: messenger RNA, 473 nt
Organism: Vitrella brassicaformis
Lineage: Eukaryota; Vitrellaceae
Source: the annotation of a GenBank genome assembly
AUGGCCGCCUACUUCGCCCCUCUCCAGUGUGCAGUCGGCACCCCAGCGGGCAACGAGAAGCUCCUCAAGGCCGCCGAGACCUUCAUCCAGAGCCGGAGGGAGGGCGAAGAGAAACUGCUCAUGGGGCUGGAUUGCACGAACGCCUUCAACGAGGUGGACCGUCAGGCGAUCGUCAACGAGCUCGCCAGCCAGUUCCCUGAGCUCUUUCACUUUCUCUGGCAGUUCUAUGGAGAGCCGGCGAAGCUGUGGUAUCGACUCGCAGACGGCAGAGUGAGGACCAUCCUGAGCCAGCAAGGCAAUCAGCAAGGAGACCCGGCCGGCCCCUUCCUCUUCUGUCUGGCCCUCCAGCCAGUACUCAAGGCCAUCCAAGCCAGCUUUCCACGCGCCCUCAUACAAGCCUUCAUGGACGACAUCACACUGGGGGCCGACGAGAGUGAGGCAGACGGGGUGGUGGACAAGGCGGAGGAAGAGCU